This is a messenger RNA of Polyodon spathula (Mississippi paddlefish), 1872 nucleotides long. RefSeq names its product growth factor receptor-bound protein 14-like. Bases 199 to 1572 code for a protein of 457 amino acids. The record is from RefSeq and is a predicted model, not a curated record. NCBI's taxonomy places the organism in Eukaryota, Metazoa, Chordata, Actinopteri, Acipenseriformes, Polyodontidae. Gene Ontology annotation, biological process: negative regulation of insulin receptor signaling pathway; insulin receptor signaling pathway. The transcript has 13 exons. Gene Ontology annotation, cellular component: cytoplasm; plasma membrane.
UGAGAUGGCUUGUCCUGUGCGCUGUUUUUUUUUUUUUUUUUUUGUUACUAGAAAAAGGUAGCAGGUGAUUGGGCAGAGCCUCUGUGACAUGUAGCUGUGGAGUCGGAAAACUCUGCUGCUAAGAGGCAGCUCUACAUAAUCGCAUCAUUUGCGCUUGCUGCACUAAGAGUAGAGUGCUUCACAGCUGACAGUGUUGUAAUGCAUGUUUCUACAAUGCUGUACACUCAGACCUGCAUCAAAUGCAGAGAUAACCAAAAUACACACGACUGCUUAGCUCCAUUUUCACUGGUAAUCAAAGUGUACAAUGAAGAUGACACAAGUCGAGCACUAGAAGUACCCAGUGAUAUUACAGCACGGGAUGUCUGCCAGCUGUUAAUACUAAGGAACCAUUGCAUCGAUGACCAUAGCUGGACACUUUUUGAGCAUCUGGCCCGCAUAGGCAUUGAAAGAACCAUAGAAGACCACGAGUCUGUUAUUGGAGUGCAGUCAAGCUGGGGAGUGGAAACAGACGACCGUUUAUAUUUUAGGAAAAAUUAUGCCAAAUAUGAAUUCUUUAAAAAGCCACUGGAUUUUUUUCCAGAGCAUAUGGUGUCUAUAUCAAGCGAAACCAAUGGAAUUCUGAACCAUUCACAACUGGUACAGACAUUUCUAAGUACCAGCUCUUGUCCUGAAAUCCAUGGCUUUCUGCAUGCUAAAGAGCAGGGAAAGAAGACUUGGAAAAAGAUCUACUUUGUCUUGAGAAGAUCUGGGCUUUAUUUGUCUAAUAAGGGAACUUCAAAGGAACCAAGGCAUCUUCAAUUUGUUGCUGAAUUCAGUGACAGUGAUGUUUAUACAUUACUGGCAGGCAGGAAGAAGUACAGGGCGCCAACAGACUACGGAUUCUGUAUUAAGCAUAACAAAUCGGGAGGAGCCAGGGGCCUGAGACUGCUCUGUGCGGACGAGGAGCGGAGUAGGACCUGCUGGGUGACGGCCAUUCGGCUUCUCAAGUAUGGGAUGCAGCUGUACCAAAAUUUCAUUCAACCUCAUCGGAAGCAGAAAGUAUCACCAGUGAGAAGCAUUUCAGAAAACUCACUAGUGGCAAUGGACUUCUCAGGGCACCAGAGCAGGGUGAUAGAAAACCCUACAGAAGCUCUUUCUGUUGCUGUUGAGGAAGGACUUUCCUGGCGGAGGAAAAGCUGUCUACGACUCAAUCCACAAGGAGGUCCCUCUACUCAGGGUUCUACUUCAAAUUUAGUUCUUCACAGAACUCACCCCUGGUUUCAUCAUAAAAUUUCCAGAGAUGAAGCUCACAAAUUAAUUGCACAGCAAGGUCUUAUUGAUGGGGUGUUUCUUUUAAGGGACAGCCAAAGUAAUCCUAAAACAUUUGUUCUGUCAUUGUGCCAUGCCCAGAAAAUAAAGCACUUUCAGAUUGUACCUCUGGAGGAAGAUGGAGAGCUGUUCUUCACCCUGGAUGACGGUCACACAAGAUUUAUUGAUCUAAUCCAGCUUGUGGAGUUUUACCAGCUGAAUAAGGGAGUGUUGCCCUGCCAGCUAAAACAUCACUGUGCUCGAAUUGCUCGAAUUGCUCUUUAAUCAGGACGUGACAUUUCUGAAAAGAACCACAGAAAACUAAAGGCAGUGAAAAAAACUACUUCAUUGGAAAGCUUUUAAAAUAAUUGCGAGUUCUGCACAAAAAAAUCAAUCAAAACCUCUGUUUAUCCAGAUGAGUCGAUUUUGAGAACAAAUUAUCAUUUACAAUGUGCCUUGGACUAAGAAAACAUUAUGUAUUGCAGCCAAAUUAGCAAUAAGCUGCUGAUUUACAUGAGCAUUUAAGCAAAAGUACAAUAACUAAGGCAUUAUAAUAUUUAUUAAACUAUUUGGGGGGGGGGGGGG